CGUUCUAAAUUGACACUUCGAUGUUGACAGUUCUAGCUAUAUGUCUGUGUGAGUGAGUGUAUGUGUGUUUACCUCACUUAUUGCGCGCCAUAUAUUAAGCAAACAUAUUUACAUCAUUAGUUUUAAUGUGCGAAAUUUUUUAUUCAAUUUGAAAAAGAAAAACCAAUUAAAAUAAAAUGUAUUUUUUUAUUCAUUGGCUGUAUAAUUUCUGACGAUUAGCGCACAUUGAAUCACUUGCAGGAAACUCCUUGAAUUUAUUUUUCGGAAAGUGUGUUCUUGACGUUUCAUCGUUGACAACGUUUAAAAGAGUGCCAACGUCUUUUCGGGCAAACAUAUUAAUAAUAAUUUACUGUCGAAGUUCAUGACUCUCGCAUAAAAAUGGAUCAUUUUUCGUGCACAUUGCCUCUGAUUGAAGGUGAAAUCGUGAACAAUGAUUUUAACCGAUCAAUAACAAAGUUGGCGGCAUAUCCGGAGAUUUACAUUCGGCGAGAAGGUUUGAUUGGUGCAACACAUGCAAUCCCAUCGAAAUUCCAUUUGGACCGACCCAUUUUGAUAACACCACAAAAUGAACCACUGCCAAAGCGACUGGCACGGAUUUUCUUCGAAGAAGGACCCAUCAAUGCAUUGCAAGAAGCCGAACAAAAGACACAUGGUCAAAAGAUUAACUAUCUGUUCCGAGGCCUAUGCUACGGUUUGACCAAAGUGAAACAAUUUAAUCACAUGAUCUGGCCGUACACCGACAAUCAAAAUUUGGACAUUUUGAGCGAAUACUCACAAACUAGAGACUGGCAAAAUAGCCCAAUUCGCUUCAUGCGAUGGCAUCCAAAUGUAUUCAAAUUGGCAAUUGCAUCGGUUGAUGACAAUAUUAAAAUUUACUCAGCGGACACAGUCGUCAUAACCACAUUGAAGAAUGGCUAUCAAAAAUGUAUCACAUCACUUGCAUGGCGACCACUCUGUGCGGGUGAGUUGGCUGUCGGUUGCAAUAGCGGUAUUAUUAUUUGGAAACUGGACACACCCGGACGGCAUACAUCGCAAUUUUUGCAUUUGACGAGCACAAAUCACCAUCCAAUCAGUUCACUCGAAUGGAAUCGCAACGGAACGUUGUUGUGCUCAGUCAGUUUAAGUGAUCCAAAUGCCAUUCUAUGGGAUGUUGAUACAAAUCGUAAUAUACCAUUGAAGCGAAUCGGAAUGCCGUGUGCCUUAGCCAAGUGGUCAACAAACAAUCAACGUCUGUUCACAUCGACCGUCGGAAGUGUAUUUCGUGUUUGGCAAACAAAUAAAUGGACACCUGAGCGCUGGACUAUUCCAACGGGCUCUAUUCAAUCGGCCGCUUGGUCACCGUGUUCAAAUCACCUGCUGUUCAUCACAACUAACGAAUCGAUACUCUAUAGUCUUUGCUUUAUGGAUGAACAACUUUACAAAGUGGGUGCAGCGCCAAAGCAAUCAUUUCCAAUUGCGGAUUUUAAAGCCGUCCAAAGUGGUCAACGUGUCAUUGGCGGGCGGCCCAAAAGCAUCGUUUGGGAUUCAACUGGUCGAUAUGUUGCGGUUAUGUUCAAAUCAACGCCAUCAAUUGCCAUCUUCUCCACAUCGAUCAAUCGUGACGUUUUAAACAUAUCACCCAACUUUAACAUCAGCGGCGAUGACCCUGAUGAAUACCCUUCAUUCAUUUGCUUCAAGGAAAUUUACAUCAAACAUGACGACGUGAUUCUUACCAUUGGUUGGUCGACUGGUCGCGUACAAUACUUCCCAAUGCAUUGAUUUAAUCGAUAUCUUUUUACAACUUCAAUAUAGAUUUUUUUUUGUUACUUUUUCAUUCGAUAUUUUAACUUCAAAACUGAACAAUGUGGAGACGGUUGCGUGUCUACUUCUAUGAACAACAACACGUGAACGACAUUGAAAUAAAAACCAAACUAAAAAAAAAACGUUGAAUAUACCAA
Messenger RNA from Sitodiplosis mosellana (orange wheat blossom midge), 1937 nucleotides. RefSeq names its product aladin-like. The record is from RefSeq and is a predicted model, not a curated record. NCBI's taxonomy places the organism in Eukaryota, Metazoa, Arthropoda, Insecta, Diptera, Cecidomyiidae. Gene Ontology annotation, biological process: nucleocytoplasmic transport. Gene Ontology annotation, molecular function: protein binding. The coding region runs from base 379 to 1758 and encodes 459 amino acids. The transcript is spliced from 7 exons. Gene Ontology annotation, cellular component: nuclear pore.